GCCGGUGUUGUUCUCGUCGAGGCUGGGCAUGCCGGCUCCCGCUGCGCCCAAGCCCCCCCCGCCGGCCCCCCGCCCGGCUGCCGCCGUACUGGACCCACAUGAGGCCUGGUUCGCAAAACACAUAGGGACCAGCGCAGCAGUAGCAGCAGCAGCAGCGGCUUCCUCCGGGGCGUCAGGAGCAGCUGGGUCCGGGGCGGGGGGCGCGCCGGGCACGGCGACAGGCAGCAGCGGAGGCGGAAGCGGCGCAGCGCGACCGUCACAGCAGCAGCGUAAGAGCGGUAGUGGAAGUGGAGGAGCAGGAGGAGGAGGACUGGGUGUUGUUUCCACUCACCGCGGCAACGACAGGGAAGGUGGCGGUGCGGGUGGGGCUGGUGAAAUGCAUGCUGCCACUGAUGAGGAGGCACCGGCUAGCGGCUCCGCUCAGCAGCAGCAGCAGGAGGGAGAGGAGAAGGAAAAGGAUGCGCCGGCGGCGGCAGCGGACUCCAAGGCCCCUCCUCCUCCUUCUCCGCAUGCUACUGCUACUGCUGCAGGACAGCGGGCUGCGCCUGCGGCUGUUGCUCCCCCUCCCGCGCAGCCAGAUGAGGAGGCCUCUGGCGGCAGCUCUGCGGCAGCUGCAGCUGCUACGGCGGCAGCUGCAGCUGCUACGGCAGCAGCAGCGAUGGCGGGCGUUGGCGUGACGGAGGGUGGCGAGGGCGGCGGCGGUGGCAGCGGCGGCAUGACUCCCUCCGCGGGCCCCGCCGCCGUCAGCAAAUGGUGGCAGGACCCCAACACGGCGUUUGGGGAGCUAGGGCUGGUGGACCCGCAGGCCCUGGGCAAUGUCCCCUUGGAAGAGGAGGAGGAGGAGGAAGAGGAGGAGGGCGGAGCCGAGGCGGGUCAGCAGCUGAUGCUGCAGAGCGGCCCGGCAGGCGGCGCCACCCCCGCCGGCCUCAACCCCACCGCAGCAGCAGCCGGCGGCGGCAGCGGACCCAUGCCCCUGCCUCCCCUCAAGAAACGCGGCAAAUACCUAAACAACAAUAACAAUAACAACAUCACCGCCGCAGGAGCAGCCGUGCCGGGGCCGGGCAACCCAGCAGCAGCAGCCGCAGCCGCAGCGGCGGCGGCGGCGGCCCUGGCGGCGGCCAACCCCAAUGCCGCCGCGGCGAUGGCGGCGGCAGCGGCAGCACUGGUGGCUUCGGGUGCCGGUUUCGGUGGCGGAGGUCCGGGCGGAGGGGUUGCUGGGUUGCUGCUGGGACCUGGCGGCGGACCGGGAGGGUUUGGAGGGAUUGGAGGUCCUGGCCUGCCGCUGGGAGUGCCGCCCGAGGUGUUGCUGGCUGCAACUCGCAUGCUGCAACCCUCGGCUUUCAGGCCGGUGGCUCCCCGGGAGCAGCACAGCAAUCGCGGCAGCAACCGCCUCACACUCACCACCCACACAGCAACUGAAUCCAUGGCCAGCGGUUUCUCAGCGGGCGGAGGCGGAGGCGCCCAACGCGGACGUAACGGCGGCGCCUUUGGCGGUGCCCUCAGCCGUGGCGGCGGAGGCGGAGGCGGACCGGCUCCGGAGCGCUCUGAAACCGGCGGCGGCAGUCGCGUUACCGCCGGUCCGCAGCUGCUGCAACGGCACCGCAGCGACGGCGCCAGGUCAGGCGUG
Molecule: messenger RNA, 1627 nt
Organism: Astrephomene gubernaculifera
Lineage: Eukaryota; Viridiplantae; Chlorophyta; Chlorophyceae; Chlamydomonadales; Astrephomenaceae
Source: the annotation of a GenBank genome assembly